Molecule: messenger RNA, 2694 nt
Organism: Diospyros lotus (date-plum)
Lineage: Eukaryota; Viridiplantae; Streptophyta; Magnoliopsida; Ericales; Ebenaceae
Product: zinc finger CCCH domain-containing protein 1-like
Exons: 7
Coding region: 1107-2123 (338 amino acids)
Biological process (GO): snoRNA splicing
Cellular component (GO): U2-type spliceosomal complex
Molecular function (GO): metal ion binding
Source: RefSeq, a predicted model, not a curated record
GAAGAUGGUCCUUGUCUUUGUAUGACCACUUACACUGUGACUUUCGCAAUCUCUUCUACAUCAAUUCUAUCAUAUGUAGGCUUGGUGAUGGGUUCACUGAAAGGCAUUGGUUGCAUUCUAGCAUUGAAAUGCUAACCUAGACUUAUCACAACAUCAAAUCUGCCGUUAUUUUUGAACUUAUUCCAACUGCCAUCAUACUUUCUGCGGCGAUGAAACAUUCAUCCUGAUGCUUUCACCACCACCACCACCACUCUCUCUCUACUUUAGACCCCCACAAGAUAAUGUAUAGUUGUUUUAAUCAGUUGAUGUUAAUGUAUGCCAUGCCAUGCCAUCUUCUGUUAACAGAAUUUGAUAAAAAAUCAGAAGAGACUCAAUUUUAACAACAAAUAAAGUUUAGUGGCCAUGGUGACAAAAAUUAAAGUACAGUGACCAGUUUGUUAUCAAUUGUAAAGUUUAGGGACUAGCAGUGUAAUUUAUCUAAUUUCUAAUUAUUGACAAUGGUAACUAGGAUGACGACUUGGGGGAUUUAGAUGGGAAUCUGAUUAUUCAAAUGUUUGUCUCAACUAUCUUACUUAUAUGAACUGGUUUGAUGGCAGAGUCAUACAUAUUGUUUAUUGUCAAAUCAAAGUGUGUUUAUGGAAUCCUAUAAUGCACGGUUAACAAGCAGGUGCCACCUGUGAUGUUUAUGUUUGUGGUCCAAUGCCAAUCUAUACCUUGGAGACAAAGUGGUGGCUGAGGCACUUAAUUUUCCAGUUGCCAAGUUUGUUAGGCAUGUCUAUUUUAGCUCUGCUAACCUAUGAGUCACUCAGUGAUGUUAUUCAAUAUCCAAACUAUGUCCUGUUCUCAAUAUACAUUUCAAUGGCCAAUAAAUCAUAAUUGGAUUACCUUUAUAUGAUUGCUUGACAUCUACUGGUUAGUGUUUACAAGGGUUCCUAGGGAGAUGAAUUGCCUAGGCAGCAUGCUUUAGUAAAGACACCAGUGUUGUCACGACCGAAUUUUCAGGGCCAUGACCAGCACUGCCCUGUAGUGGGUUGUGGAUCUCGUUGAGAGUAGUGGAAAGUAAACAAGUCCCAGAUCUGAUGCCUCUGUUGGUUCUCCAUGCCUAGAUGUUUGAAUCUUAUGUCCAGUUUUCAAUGGCAGACUCAACUGAACCUCCACAACAGUCUGAAUCAGUCUGCAAUUUCUUCAGAAAGCCAGCGAAGAACAGAAACAUCAGAAAACGUACAUUUGAUGAAGAUAACAAUGAAGAUGAAGACUCUGGAAUUGGAAGUUCACUGCUACAAAAUAAGAAAAAGCCCCCAAGGCCUGACAAUAAGCUACAUUUCUCUACUGGAUCAUCCAAGUGCUCGAUUUCCUCAGAGUUGAAUGCUGAGCCAGGUGCUCCAAUCUUUGAGUUUGAAUCCUCAAAAGAAAUCCAAGUUCAAAACGAUAAUAGGGCAACUGCGACUCUGGAAACUGAAACUGAGUUCUCAAAAGAUGCUCGGGCAAUACGAGAGAGAGUUCUUAAGCAAGCGGGGGAGGCUUUAAAGGGGAAAAGCAAGAAUCCAGGGGAUGAAAAGCUGUAUAAAGGAAUUCAUGGGUAUACUGAUUAUAAAGCUGGCUUCAGAAGAGAGCAAACAGUAUCUGCAGAGAAAGCUGGCGGUGCACAUGGACCUCUUAGGGCUUCUGCUCAUAUACGGGUCUCAGCUAGGUUUGACUACCAGCCAGAUAUUUGUAAGGAUUAUAAAGAGACUGGUUACUGUGGGUAUGGAGAUGCUUGUAAGUUUAUGCAUGACAGGGGGGAUUAUAAGUCAGGGUGGCAGUUAGAAAAGGAGUGGGAGGAAGCUGAAAAAGCAAGAAAGAGAAAUUUGGCUUUGGGAGGUGAUGACAUGGAGGAGGUGGGUGCAGGUCAAAGUGAUGAAGAUGACGAUGAUUCAUCGCCCUUUGCAUGUUUCAUAUGUAGGCAGCCUUUUGUAGAUCCUGUUGUAACCAGAUGCAAACACUACUUUUGUGAGCAUUGUGCAUUAAAGCAUCACGCCAAGAACAAAAAAUGCUUCGUGUGCAACCAGCCCACUAUGGGCAUAUUCAACACCGCUCAUGAGAUAAAGAAAAGGAUGGCUGCUGCUGCUGCUGAGGGAAAGUAAUGCAUUUGGCUGACCGACCAUAAAAUAAGAGCAUUUGGUUGGUAAUGCAAUUGCAUCAUGUAGGAGACGGACCGAGAGCGAGCAUCUCUUAUUUGAUCCACACUUGUUGCAAAGGCGUUGUACUUCUCUCUCUCGUCAAUGAUUUGGGUGUGGAAGCAGUCUUUGCAAUGUUAAAGACAUAUUUCAUUGAGCAUCCUUGCUUUUGCUUUUGCCUCUUGGAAGUUUGCACAUCAUUUUCUUACUUACCAAUGGAGAGUAGUUACUAGACUCACUUGAGAAAUUCUUUAUUAUUUAUGCAUGGAUAUGAACCAUCUGAUGAGGAGAAGAUGCCAAUGGACUGAAGGGGUCUCCUGGUUUUAGAGCAGCAGCUUAUUCAAGAUUUACAAGCCACCAUCAUCAUGUUUCAAGGCAUGUCUCAUCAAGUGUUCAGUCUCACCCCCUGGUUGGCAUGAGUAGUUUUUUUUGUAAAAUUUACAUAGAGCUCUUUGACCCUUUGCGACUAUAUUAAUAAUCUCGAAUACCUGCCAGACAUUACUAGUUUUUUGUUGCUUAGAGUUGCGUUGUGAACUGG